Messenger RNA from Plodia interpunctella (Indianmeal moth), 972 nucleotides. Its product is annotated as fork head domain transcription factor slp2-like. The transcript has a single exon. Gene Ontology annotation, cellular component: nucleus. The coding region runs from base 53 to 751 and encodes 232 amino acids. Gene Ontology annotation, biological process: regulation of transcription by RNA polymerase II. Gene Ontology annotation, molecular function: DNA-binding transcription factor activity; sequence-specific double-stranded DNA binding. NCBI's taxonomy places the organism in Eukaryota, Metazoa, Arthropoda, Insecta, Lepidoptera, Pyralidae. The record is from RefSeq and is a predicted model, not a curated record.
UUAUCGCAGACUUGUUUAGUCAGGAGUCGGCGGCUCGCGAUGCCGCACCAAUAUGACUCCUCCGCACAGCUUCGCCAUCCGCGACUUACUGCCGGAGGCUUCGUCUCGAUCACCUUCCCCGUCAGACACAGAACUAGACGUCACCGGAACUGAAACUCCACCACCUGGAUCGAGCAAUGAUGAGAAGAAAAAGAACGAAAAACCAGCUUAUAGUUACAACGCGUUAAUAAUGAUGGCGAUCCGUAGCAGUCCCGAAAAACGAUUGACUCUAAAUGGAAUUUAUGAGUAUAUAAUGAAGAAUUUCCCCUAUUAUAAGGAAAAUAAACAGGGCUGGCAGAAUUCGAUACGACACAACCUGAGUUUGAACAAAUGUUUCGUCAAAGUUCCGCGGCAUUAUGAUGAUCCGGGAAAAGGGAAUUAUUGGAUGUUGGAUCCGUCGUCAGAUGACGUUUUUAUUGGUGGGACUACAGGAAAGUUGAGGAGAAGAUCAACAGCUGCGUCGAGAUCGCGCUUGGCUGCGUUUAAACGCGGCGCGAUUCUUCAUCCGAUGUUCGGGAACCCUUACGCCUCAUUAGUUGGAUUGUAUCCUCCUCUAUUAUCAGUAUAUGGAAGGUAUGCGUUGCCUAGUCCACUACUGAGGCUCCCGCCGCCGCCUCCGAGUCCAUAUCAUCAAUUAUACAGAAGGAUACAUGGACUAACGCCGUCGGUAAGUCCGCCGGCUGAGGACUCUCAUAUGGUCAAACACAGUUGAUCAAAUCAAUUCGUGGUCUUUCUUACCUAGGUACAUGAAUUACCUUCACGAAGACCGGACUGUGAAUAAGCUGUGAUAGGUGGAGUGUAAUGGUAGUGGUUGUAUAAAGUGUAACGCUAUUUAUUGUCGCAUUAAGAGUAUUUAACGAAUUAAUUUAAGUAAUAUAUAAGUUAUAUUGGGAAUUAAAGAUGUUUACAAGCUGAAUGCUUGAUGAUAAUUUA